This is a messenger RNA of Gadus chalcogrammus (walleye pollock), 2353 nucleotides long. RefSeq names its product TNFAIP3-interacting protein 3-like. The record is from RefSeq and is a predicted model, not a curated record. Lineage: Eukaryota; Metazoa; Chordata; Actinopteri; Gadiformes; Gadidae. Bases 101 to 967 code for a protein of 288 amino acids. Gene Ontology annotation, biological process: regulation of transcription by RNA polymerase II; cellular response to lipopolysaccharide. The transcript has 10 exons.
AUUCACACACUGGAGGUUUCAUUCACGCACUGGAGGUUUCAUUCAAGUUUUAGAGGGGGCGGGAGAAGGAAACGGACACGUGCAAUUUGACAGCGAACCGAUGGACAAGCAACUGAUCCCCGACACCACGAACGCAGAGCAAGUGAACCAUUUAUAUCCAUCACUGCCGAUCUCAGCAAGGCUGAACGGAGAGGAGUUGCAUGGAGUUCACAGAGGGGGUGUGGAAAACAUCACACCAGCACCAGCCAGACAAACCAACAUGUCCUCCGCUGAUAUGAGCUCAGUCCAGGCCCAGUUGGACAUGUUGUGGAAGCAGAGAGAAGAGCUUAUCUCCAUCAAUAAUAAAUGGGCGGAUCAGUACAAAGUCAUGACACAGUAUUACAAAGCAAAGGUCAGGGAGCAACAACCUUCGGCCAAAACCAGCCAGCCAACCCAUCCACUAAAUGAAGAAAUGUGCCAAAACGGAGUGGAACAAAAUGUACAAGAGAAAGACGUAAAAGAAGAGACAAGUGAAGAGAAAAUAAUGAGUCACACAGACGCAGAGCAGCUCAGGGUGCAGAACGCACACUUGACCAGAAGGGGGCAGCACCAGCACCAGGAGAUACGACGUCUUAAUCAGGCCUUACAACAAUCUCUUGAGAGCGGUUUCGUCUGGGGGGAAUCCAGAGAAGAUCCAAAAGACAAUGUUUGGAAACAUCAGGCUGAGGUCUACAAAGAAGACUUUCUGAAGGAGAGAAAGGACAGGGAAAGGCUCAAGGGCAAGCUCAUGGAGAUGGAGAAAAAGUACAGGAAGACCCACAGCGAGCUCCACACUCUGAAGUCCAAGAUCACAUGGGCUCCAGUCCUAGCUCCACCUGUCGCCAUGUGUGACUGCCCAAACCGAGCGCCCCCAGGCAACAACUACAACACAUAUCCUCACACUGAGCCCCAGCAGAUCCACAACCACACACCCCGGUCUACCUCCUGACCGGCCCAGACCGCCUCGCUCUGACACCAUUAGGGCCUAAAGACCUCAACUUUAACCACUGUGACAUCUUAAUCAACCAGGGAUUACCUCGAUCACGUCUACCUUUGAAAUAAUACUGCAUGCACUUUACGGUCUACUUUCACUCAGGUCUUACUGUUGUACUAACCGCUCAAUUGGCGUGUGUGUUUGAGUGUGUUUUUUUUAGAUAUAUAUUGAACCAAAAGUUACACAUUAUUAAAGGUGAACUUUAUUCAAAACUUUCAUGGCGGUGUAAUGUUGUACUUAACUCACUUGGGUUUGCUGUACAUUCCUGAGUUCAAAGCCCAAUGUCCACAGUUUACCUCUAGGCGUUGUUGGGCAAGAUACCUUAACUCUACCUGCCCUUCAAUGGAAUGCAUCUUAAGAUACUAUAUUACUGUAAGCAGUUUUAGAUAAACGUGUCUUCUAAAAGACUAAAUCGUUAAAAUAGUACACACCUAUACUAUUAUUAUAUUGUGUGAAAUAAGGCCAAUCAGAGCUCUUUGUUCGCUGGCUAGCAAGAGGGCAGUAUUCCGUGGGGGUUCCCUUUGAGGAAGUGGGCCUGGUUCUGUUUUAGGCUAGACUAACCCUUUUUCCAGGAAGACUUCGGUGUGGUCGUAAAGAAGACAUUCCACCAACGUCGGGACAUUGGGCGAAAAUAAUAUUUUUAUAAAUUGCUACAUUUGUUUAUGAAGUUCCUACUAUUUAACUGCUAUUUCGUAGUUUAGCAGACAAUUUCGUCCAUAGUUAUUGAAAAAUGGGCAGUCAAAAUAAAUGAUGACAAUAAUUCAGCUGUCCUUUCAAACUUUCUGUCUAUAUUGUAAAGACCCUAAGGGCAUCAAUGAAGCAUAGAGUAGAUGCUGUUGAGAUGUACACAUAGCCAGCACGUGCAAAAUUGGCUUUGCAGGUCAUUGCAGUCCUACUGAGCGCCUCCUCCUGUCCUGUCACAAGUCCUUUGGUAAAUUUCCAAAUAAAAUAAACAUCAACCAAAGAUUUUUGGCAAGGUCAUUAGUAAGCAAACCGUGCAUACGGUCAGUGUUAUCGCCCAAGUCUUGCUGUGAUUGCUGCAAUUCAGCUAUAAGCAUAUAACUGUAAUUACACUAAUGCAGCUUGUUAGCCUGAACCUAUGAUAACAUAAGACUUAAAACAUGUUUGAAACAACCUCAACACUGAACUAUAUUUCACUCAACUUAAAUUAUUAGGUAUUCACAGAGUAUCUGUAGAUACAUAUUUAUAUUCUAAGGUUUAUGUAUUAUUAUAUUGGAUUUGUAAACCUAAAGCUAAGCCCCUGAUUGUUAUGGAACAGAACGUGGGGACCCAAGUGCUGGACACAGGAAGGCAGAGACGGGGUAAAGGGAACGGGAUUAU